This is a messenger RNA of Saccostrea cuccullata (small rock oyster), 831 nucleotides long. RefSeq lists its product as uncharacterized. Gene Ontology annotation, molecular function: DNA binding. Bases 79 to 540 code for a protein of 153 amino acids. The transcript has 3 exons. Lineage: Eukaryota; Metazoa; Mollusca; Bivalvia; Ostreida; Ostreidae. The record is from RefSeq and is a predicted model, not a curated record.
CAAAUUUUGGUGCCACUAGUUUCAAUAUAAUGGUACAAGGGCAAUAAUUCUAACGUUAUCUGUUCAAAGUGCAAGAAGAUGAAUAGAAAAAGGCCAAGACUUUCCCAAAGAGCGGUUGAAGCUAUGGAGUACAUUUUCCAGAAAAACCCUUAUCCAACAGACGAGGAUAUAGAAUAUGCGUCAGAAGAUAGCGGUGAAAGUAUUAAAAGAGUAAAGACAUGGUUUGCAAAUCGAAGAGUGAAAGCCUUAGCUGAGCUUUCUGGUAAGAGAAAGCCGACCAAGAGGCGGCUGACUCUUCUUCCAGCUUCACAGAGAUCAACACCAUCUAAAACGGAUUGGAGGAGAACCUCAGGAGAACAGCCUGUCUCCACUAUUAUACCUUCAGCAAGCUCCUCAGACAAUGAGGUAUCAAACAAGAAACAUGUUCCCUGCAAAAAAUGUCAAGUGACUUCCAGUGCAUUGGACGAUCUUCUGUUAGCACGUUAUGCUGAACUGAUAGAAGAUAAAGAGUUCCACGAAAUGGUAUUUGAUUCCGAUUAGUGAAUGGACCAGUGUGCAUGUUUCUCUCUGGAUAUUCGGACCAUUUAUUUUGUUAAAGAUAAAGAGUUGAUAAUUGAUAGGUGAUAAAAAGUUCCACGAAAUGGUAUUUUUGAUUCCGAUUUGAAUGGACUUAUGUGCAUGUUUCUCUCUGGAUAAAUGGGACAUUUGUUUGUGUGUCUGUUUAGGUAUGUUCGUGUGUUUUUUGGUUUAUUUUUGUUUUGUUUUGUUUAUUUUUCAAAUCAGAGAUAUUACAUGUCUCUGUGAUUAAAAGUGUUUAUUAAAUUAACGAUA